Molecule: messenger RNA, 903 nt
Organism: Fimicolochytrium jonesii
Lineage: Eukaryota; Fungi; Chytridiomycota; Chytridiomycetes; Spizellomycetales; Powellomycetaceae
Product: actin-related protein 2/3 complex subunit 5
Exons: 3
Coding region: 298-762 (154 amino acids)
Biological process (GO): Arp2/3 complex-mediated actin nucleation; regulation of actin filament polymerization
Cellular component (GO): cytoplasm; Arp2/3 protein complex; actin cytoskeleton
Molecular function (GO): actin filament binding
Source: RefSeq, a predicted model, not a curated record
UCUUGGGGGACGAGGCAAGAGGGAGGACGGUGGUUUAUCCGGUCUGUCCUAUGAGUCCUAUGAGUCCUGUGUGCUGCUCUCUGUCUUUGUGUGUUGAUUGCAGUCCAAAAAAAGCAAAGGGAAAGUGAACACCUCUCGAAAGUCUCGGCGGGCGUGACGGCAGCGUUCUUUCAACUCCUCCAAUUCCGCCCAUCCCCAUCACCCUUCGUCCUCCCCCGAAACAACACAACAACCCCUCCUUGCACCCCUCGCCACCAACUCCAUCCUCCCACCCUCAUCCACCCACUCACCAAAACCAUGUCCCACCGUAAACUCGACGUCGACCAUUUCGACGACGAAGACGCCUUCAUCGACGAGAACGAGACCGCACACGGCAACACCGCCAUCAACGAAUCCGCUCAGCUCGACGUCGAUACCCGGGCCAACACCGUUAGGGACUUGCUUUCCAGGGGGGACACGGCCUCCGCCGUCGCCGCGGCCCUCGCUAACCCGCCUGCUGGCCGUGAAGUCCAGUCCAUCAAGGACAAAAACACAACAACAGUGAUGGAAGCCCUCUCCGCCGUCAAAUCCGCCGACAUCUUCCCGAUCGUGAAGCAGCUCGACCAGGCGCAGGUCGAUGUGCUGGUCAAGUAUAUCUAUAGGGGCAUGGCGAGUCCCGAGACGUUCAAUUCUGCGGUGUUGUUGGCGUGGCAUGAGAAGGCAACGGAAGUGAGCGGUCUCGGAUCGAUAGUACGCGUCAUGACUGACCGGCGAACGGUGUGAAAAGAGCCUUCGAUGCUAGGAAUUCCGACAGGGGGGUGGAGGGUAGCAGUGAGGAAGGUGUGGGAAGCGUGGGGAUUAGCAGAACGAAUGUGGUUGUUAUACAUGACGAGGAAUGGCACGGGUGGGAAAUCGAAGAUCUCU